AUGAUUGCGCUGCCUCCUGACUACGUGAUCUACAAGGACGAUGUGCAUUGCUUUCUAGGCCCAAAUGGCAGCGGCAAGACGCAGUUUCUGACCAAGUUACAGCUCCAUGUAAAGACGCAACAAGCGCGAGGAGAGAUCGCGCCAUCGUGGCGUCUCGCCAAUCUCAGUCUUGAUGCCCAUCGCGAGUUUGUGGCGGAGCAUGGACGCCGCGUGGUCGCUGACGUGCUGGGCGGUAUUGGCUCCCCAAGAGCACGGGAUCUUAUUGUCCGUCUCGGUCUUUUUCCAGUGUGGGAGCAGCAAGUGCGCCACUUGUCGACAGGGGAAAUGAGGAAACUACUGCUGGCCGUGUCUUUAUUGGAGACUCCUCGAGCUUCCGUGUUGAUCCUCGAUCAACCGUUUGAUGGACUGGAUGUCAAGGCCAGGAGACAGCUGCGAUGGAUGCUUAGAGAAUUGACGCGAGGAUUUACAAGGCUCUUGGUCGAGACGACGGGCGCCAAGCACGAGGCAUUCGCGUACAAGACGCAGGUGUUGGUAGUUGCCAACCGUCUGGACCAAGUGUUCCCCGAGAUCUUUACGCACACAGUCUUGAUGAAGCAGGAUGGAGACACACCGUUUGAGAUGCUGGCAUGGCCGGGAGCGAGAAACGAUGACGUACGCAACAACGCAAUGAUGAAAAGGCUCGAAGCGUUUUAUCGAGAUGAGUAUGAGAAACGAGCAAAGAUGACGGACACGGAACUAUUCUCGCUUGUUGAGCAACUGUUUGAAUGCAAGAAGGAUGCUGUGUCUGGUCACAUGCAGGCCCUUGCGGUGCAGCUGCGUGGCGUUUCGAUCUCGUACAGCCGCAAGAAGGUAUUGCUGGAAGAUGUGAAUUUCGAGCGGCAAGUUCACGAACACUGGGCUUUGCUUGGACCAAACGGCUCGGGCAAAAGUUCGUUGAUGCGUGUGCUGAUGCAGACGCCAGGGCACGGAUUGAUAGGGGGCAGCGUGAUGGUUGUCGGUGAGCAGGUGCAUGUUUCUGGCUCACGUUGUUCCAGCACUGAAUCUUUUGCGGACUCUAGGCCAACAGUUGAAGCCAUAUCGACGGAUCAGCACAUUCAGCUCCUGCACAAAAGUCUUCAGUCCGGCCAAGAAGAGGCUCAAUCUGCACUCAGUCUGAUUGAACACAACGCUGCCAGUCCUGAAGCUGUGGAGCUAGUUGUGCGCAUGCUGCUUUUACCCGAUGCCGUGAAGACCCGUACUCUGUCUCGACUGUCGCAAGGAGAGCAGAAACUCGUUUUGAUUGCUCGCGCUCUGGUCGCACGACCGCCGUUGCUCAUACUGGAUGAGGUCACACACGGGCUCGACCCAUUCAAUCGCGCCCACGUGCUGCGUGUCAUUGACGCUAUCGGACAACACGCUGCAUGGAAAACGCAUCUGGUGCUCAUUACACACCACGAAGAGGAGAUCACUCCAUGCUUUACGAGGGUGUACGAAAUUCACGACAAACAGCUUGUGGAGCGUUCUACUGUCUAG
Molecule: messenger RNA, 1512 nt
Organism: Hyaloperonospora brassicae
Lineage: Eukaryota; Oomycota; Peronosporomycetes; Peronosporales; Peronosporaceae
Source: the annotation of a GenBank genome assembly